AAAUUUCGAGACAUGUCAGCUGAAGGUUGGUCUGUCAAGAGAUCGUCUUUAUUUGAUUUAAGCAGCCGUUUAUCGCCGUGGAUAAUUCGCCAACGGGUUCCAGUGAGGAGGUACAAACUAAGGUGAAAAGUUUGAGUUCAAGAGAUGGCUGAUGAUUUGCUGCAUGCAGAGCUAUUGGCAGCUUGCUCCUCUCUUGGAUACAGUGAUGGGAUCAAGUACUACAAAGAAGCUCACUGUCUUGAAACUACAAAAGAUUUAGUACGGUACUUAAGGAAAGAUGACGAGAGUCACGAAAUCAGACGUGCACUUGGAGACACCCGUGUUGUACAGACUGAUCUGAUCCCUAUAGUAAGAGACCACAGCCAAGAUGCAGAACUGUUCGAUGUAACGCUUAGGCUCCUUGUGAAUUUGACGAAUCCUGUCAUUCUGCUUUUCCGCGAAGAGUUGCCAGAGGAGAAGGUGACUCACCAGCAGUACCUGCAUCUCCUGUCUCAGCAACAAGGCUAUAAGGAAGCUUUUGUAGAAGAAAAAGUAUGGAGUAUACUUGUUGGGAAACUAGGUGAACUACUGCAGUUGGAUUGGGAGAUUCGUCAGGAAGAAGACAGGCUCAUCAUUGAGAGGAUUUUAAUAUUAGUAAGAAACAUUCUUUUUGUACCUGCCAGCCCAGAGGAAGAGAAAAGAACUGAAGAUGAUGCAUCAAUACAUGACCAGGUUCUUUGGGCAUUGCAUCUUGCUGGAUUUGAAGAUUUGUUGCUUUACAUAGCAUCAUCCGAAAAUGAACAGGACUUGUGUAUGCAUGCUUUAGAGAUUAUUUCAUAUAUGUUACGUGAACAGGAUCCUGCCCAGUUGGCCAAAGCUGGGCUUCAGCGCUCCCAGUCAGAGAAGGAAAAGGAUGAAAAGGAGCUACAAGAAAUAAGGAAGAGAGAAGCUUUGAAGAAACAGCAACAAAGAAAUAAAUAUUAUGGAGCACGCCAUUCGAGGUUUGGUGGAACUUAUUAUGUUCAGAACAUGAAGAGCAUCAGUGACCACCGGGACCUGAUAACACAUCGCCCUUUAACAGAUGUUAAAUCAAUUAAUUUUGAUUUUGCCAAAAGGCCGAGGAAGACUGCCAAAAAUAGGGCAGAUAUGGUUCACAACACUUCCACAAGACGUUCAACUCUUGCCAUCCGCUUGUUUUUGCAAGAAUUUUGUAUUGAGUUUUUGAAUGGGGCUUAUAACAGCAUCAUGUACAUAGUGAGAGACAAUCUAAAUAUGGCAAAAUCACAGGAAAAUGACGAUUCGUAUUAUAUGUGGGCCAUUAAAUUUUUUAUGGAGUUUAAUCGACAUCAUGAAUUCAAACUUGAGUUGGUUAGUGAAACUCUCAGUGUUCAGAUAUUCCAUUAUCUUCAAACAAACUUGGAAAAUUACUAUGGCAUGAUGACAACAGAUAAAAAGAAGAUUCCAUUGUGGUCAAGGAGAAUGCACAAGGCAUUAAGAGCUUAUCAAGAGCUGCUCAUGACGCUGUCAUACAUGGACAAGUCUACUGAGGAAGUGAGAGAAGCUGCAAAAGUUCUGAAGAGUAAACUCUUUUAUGUGGUAGAGUACCGGGAAAUGGUCCUUGUCCUCUUGCAGAAUUAUGAUCGAAGGAAGAUGUCCGUAUUAUAUCUGAAGGACUUGGUUGAGACAGCUCACAUCUUUAUUAAGCUUCUUGAAAAAUUCUGUGGGAAAACCAGGCAUAUGAUAGUUCAGAGGAAACACAGAGUAAAUCCAAAGAAAAAGAAGCCUAAAGCUGUCCCCAGUCAGAUGACAGAAGAUCAGCUACAAGUAAUAUGGGAUGAAAUGUCAGCAGAAUUAUCAGCAGUAGUUCAAGGAGAGACAGGGGAUCUUCCAGAGAUGAUACCUUUUGAUGCGGCAUCAGAGGAUCCAGAGGAAACACAAAAGGAGAAUGCUAUGAGACGUAUAAAUGCCUUACUUCGCAGUAAAGAAAUGCCACAGGCCGUUUCUCUUUUACGAGCAGCCAGAGAAGUAUGGCCUGAAGGAAUCUUUGGAGAACAAACAAUUUCACCAUCAGAAGAGUUUUUAUCUCUACGAGAAAUUUUCAUGGCAGAAUUGAAUCCUGUUGAGCCACCUCAAGAAGAAGAGGAGGAUGAGGAGGAGGAGGAGGAUGAGGAAGAGGAAGCUGAGAGGCAAAUGGUAUUACGAGAAGAGGAUUUUGAUUUUCCGUCAUUCAUCAGACGGUUUGCUCACACAAAAGUAAUGCAGGCAUAUGCUCAGCUAUUUCAGAGGUAUUCUACUAACAGUGCAAACACAAACCACUGUAUUUUAAGGAUGUUCCACCGAAUUGCAUGGGAUUGCAAACUCCCAGCAAUGUUCUUUCAGGCCUCUCUCUUUUGUGUCUUCAGAGAAGCAAUGCACGACGACAGACAAAGCACUGACGAGAGUGUUAAAGAGAUAGUUAAGUUUAGUAAGUUUAUUGUUAGGGAAUUUUUUGGUACAGUUCAGUCAAAUAACAAGGUUUUUGCUGAAUUGUUCUUUUGGAAGGACAAUAGAGAGGCUCAUGAAAUUGUGUGGGGUUAUGAGGCCUUUGCCUCUGGCAGGGAAGCUGCCAAGAGAGCUUGGACUGAAGAGGAAGAAGAUGAGGUGCGUAGGCUCUACGAAGAAUUUAAAGACACCCCCGUGGAAAGUCUGGAAGGCAGAGAUUGUGCUGAUCUCAUUCUGGAUAACCUCAUAGAUGAGAAACGUACAAAGCGUGCGAUUGUAAAGAAACUGAAGGAGUUAGGUCUGAUUACGGAAACUAAACAGUUGAAGAAUCGUAAGCCUGUGCGUGUACGAGCUCCAAAGAUAUGGACUGAGGAAGAGGAAGGGGAACUUAGGAUGUUGUUUGAAGAAAAUAAGGAUGCCAUGGAUAUUGUUGGCAGGAUUAUGGAUCACAUGGUACUGAGAAGACCAAAACAUAGGGUCAUUGAAAAAAUUUUGGAACUUGGCCUUGUUUCGGACAAAAAGGAACUCAAGAAAAAGAGAGUGAAGACAGCAAAGAAAACUAAAGGAAAAAGGGACACUAGUGAUCUUGGUGAAAGAUUUGUAGCUCCCGAUGAAGAAAGCGAUGAAAAUACUGACAGGAGUGAAUCUGAAGUGGAGAAUGAAGAGAUUGAUGAUUCAUCUGGUGAUGAAGUACCAACACAGAAAUCCUCAGAAAGGCAGGUAUCAUACGUACCCCCUGUAGCUACUCCAGGCUUAAUAGCUCAAGCAUUGAAAACUGUCAUCGAGGCCAACAUGCAAGGUCCAUUAGAGUGGCUUGUUGGGGUGAUGCAAGAUGUUGCAGAUGAUCGAGAAGAAGACGGUGACUUUGAACCUGUUCCAAUCCUGGCUAUAACAGAGGCUUGCACAGAUGCCAUGGAGGACAGUAAAUUUCAGGAGCUGUUGAAAUUACUUGGCCUUCAGCAACCCCUCAGUCAUCAGGAAAUGUUCUGGCGCGUUCCAUCUCGGCUCAGCGUUGAUGCGUUGCGGAAGAGGGUCCAUUACUUGAAACAGAGCUUGUCAGGAAGUCCUAUUGAAGUUCCUCAGCUAGAACAACCUUUAGACCCUGUAGUUGAAGCAGUUGUAGAACCAAGCCAAGGAAAAAAGAAAGGCUCUCGGGUCUCUGUGAAAGGCUCAAAGAAAAACGCACCUAAAUCUGAUCCUGCCAGAUCCAAGUCUAAGGCCAGACGUCAGCCAAAGAAGCAAACAUAUUCUUCACAGGUUUCAGAAAAUUCAGAUGCUGAAAAUAUAGAUCCUGAAAACAAGGAAAAUGUUGAAAGUAAUCCAUCGCUAUCAGCAUACGUAGACGAUUCUGUUCCACUUCACGUAAAUGACUCUGUUCCACUUUUGCCCGAUGGAAGUGAUGGGAAUCAUUCAAGCGACGAUGAAAUUCCCUUAUCGAGGCAAGCCCUUCCGUCAUCCCACGUGAACAAGAGAGUUGGCAUUGACAGUGAGAAUGAGUCCGAUUCCAAUUUGUCUGCUCCGUCACUAAAACGGGCCAAAAACGAAAAACGCCGUGUGGUUAUUGAUGAUGAUUCGGACAAUGAAACUCCCCAAGUAGAAAGUCAAGACUUGAACCUACAUAUAGAUACAGAAGUUGGAGAAACUAGCAGUCAAGGUAUUAUGAGAGUAGGCUCUGAUGAUGAUGAUGAUGACGAUGUACAUCUGAAUAUUUCAAGACAAAGAGCUAAGGCAGUCAUUGAAAGUGAUGAUGAAUAGUGUUGGGUGAAGUUGUCUUCAAUAUGAGUGCUUAUAAUGUGAUUGUGGUUUCAUAGUAUAGUAUCAAAUGGAGAAUUUUAUUUUAUAUCAUAGCACAAUAUACUUGUAAGAUGUCAAUUGUGUAACAUUUAAAGUGUUGAAAAGAUGAUAAUAAGCUAUAAUAUCUGCUAUCUUAUGUUAAGUCAUUUAUAGAUAAUGUGUGCAGUGCCUUAAAUUAAUUUUUUGAAUCCAGCUAAAAGGAGGUUGCUGAAAGAGAACACUGAUGUCAUUAUUUUAUGGAUAUUUAUCCACUCAAUUAUAUAUAUAUAUAUAUAUAUAUAUAUAUAUAUAUAUAGAAAAAGCAAAUUUUGGCAAACAUUACAAUUUUCAUCUCAUGGUCAUUUUUAGUUUUUGGUUGGCCCAUAUUCCCGAGAGUCCGUGAAUUGAUUUGUGAUUAAUGUUGCUUUCCAGUAUAUUAGCGGCCUUUGAUGGCAAGAAUUGCUUACAGUUCUGUUCAGUCCUUGUGUUGAUUAGUACUUGUUUUAGGUUUCAGCCUUAAUAAUCCUGAUCGGUCAGCAUUUUAGUAGUCCAGAUCCAAUUUCCUUGAUAAAAAGUGGUUUCCCAGAUAAGCGUUUCGCUUAUAGGUACGUAUUGUAGUUUUUUAUCAGUCUACGGUUACAGAUAAUUUGAAUUAUUUUUUAUUCAUUUUGAUAUACAGAGGCUGGUAAGACUGCAGCCUCAUGGCCUUUUAAACCUCAUUCUUGAAAGAUAAGGCAAAUAUAAGGGCAAGGGAAAUAUGAACUGGCUAAUCAUUAAAGCAGCAUUAAUAUAUGUUCUACUUUUAAGGAGACCAUUGAGUUGCAUUUCUAGGCUUGCCUGAAGAAUUUGUUUGCAAGUGAGAAGUGAAAUAUGAUUUAUAGAAAUAUUCAGUUUUUACUUAAAGUUUCUGGUAUCUCUCGAAUAUUUCUUAUUUGGAUUUUUUUUUUUUUUAGGCAGU
This is a messenger RNA of Macrobrachium nipponense, 5191 nucleotides long. RefSeq names its product protein timeless homolog (gene timeout). Gene Ontology annotation, biological process: DNA repair; replication fork arrest; DNA replication checkpoint signaling. Gene Ontology annotation, molecular function: DNA binding. The transcript has 2 exons. Lineage: Eukaryota; Metazoa; Arthropoda; Malacostraca; Decapoda; Palaemonidae. The record is from RefSeq and is a predicted model, not a curated record. The coding region runs from base 145 to 4215 and encodes 1356 amino acids. Gene Ontology annotation, cellular component: replication fork protection complex.